ACACCAUUCUUGGAAGAAACCGCCAAUCAACCCAACUUUCAACACACUCAUGUUUCUUAGAAGAGCCAACAUUUGACACAACUUUCAGCAAACACUCAUGGGUAGAAUAUGGUGGUCCACAAAGGUGAAUCAGAGAUCACCAUUGAGAUUGUAAACCUCCCUGCUACUUCAGCCAGGAAGAGUCACACUGGUGAAGACGGUGAGGCGGUUACUGCAGCAACGGGAGGAAAGCUGCUUGGAUGCACUGCUGUGAGCUUUUGUCUCUUGUGUAUCCUACAAGCCAGUCUGAACAUUUGCCUGCGUCUUGCUCUCUCCUCUCCACCAGAUGUUGACUGCAGUUGUAAAAAUCGGACCGAUGAGAGGGACAACUUGAGGAGGACUAACUUGGAACGCUACUUGCAACAAGGAUGGUUUUAUUUCAGUGACAGCGUCUAUUACAUUUCUUCAACUAAGAAGACCUGGCAAGACAGUAGAAAUGACUGUCUGCAGAGAGAUGCAGACCUGGUGAUUAUCGGCAGCAGAGAAGAACAGGACUUCAUAAGACAGCACCAGAAGAUAAUGUGGAUUGGACUGACGGACAGAGAGACUGAGGGGGUGUGGACAUGGGUGGAUGGCAGUCCGCUGACAACAAGCUUCUGGGACUCUGGUGAACCAAACAGUGCAGGAGGAAGAAAUGAGGAUUGUGUGGUUAUGAAUUCCUUUAAAAAUGUCACUUGCCCUUCCUCAUGUGUCACCGGUCUGACGUCAACCCUGACCCCUGAUUGUUUCCACCUGUUUCCCUCUCCCUCAUGUGUUACAUAGUCUGUGUCUCCCUUUGUCUGGUGCCAGAGCGUCUUGUUCUGUCAUGUACCCCAGCCCUUCGUUACAGUCCUUGUCUUGGCAAGUAUCGUGAUUCAUCGUUUUGUUUUGUUUUUUUUCAUAUAUGUUUUUUCUAUGCCUCAUGAAGAGUGAUUUUUUUCUUUUUCUUUUUGUAAAUUUUUCAUAGUGCAGCUCAGCUCACAAUUUUUUGGGUUUUUUUUGGCCUUUUCUGGCUUUAUUAUUGAUAGGACAGCUGAAGAGUGUGACAGGAAACAGGGUAAGAGAGGGGAAGUGACACACAGCAAAGGGACCCAGGCCGGCAGUCGAACCCGGAUUUUGAUCUCUUUGUAAUUUUUUUAGACUUGCCCUUGACUCUGUUUUGUAGCGUUGUGUUUUCCUCAAUUUUGAGUGUUUUUAAUUUUUUUUUUUUUUUUUAUUGUUGCUUUUCCUAGCUAGUUCUGAGAGCAGUCAGCUUGUAGUCUUUUGUUUUCUCCGGUUCUCGUAGAGUUCCCACCCUUGGAGUGGUUUUCUGUUUUAUUUUUUUGUUUGCUUUUGUUUCUUCUCCUUCCGCUCUGAGUGUUGUUUUGUCACUGUCUUGAAGCAAGCGAAUUUCAGAAUAAAAGCCUGUAGAAUUUC
Acanthopagrus latus (yellowfin seabream) is the source of this 1434-nucleotide messenger RNA. Its product is annotated as hepatic lectin-like. NCBI's taxonomy places the organism in Eukaryota, Metazoa, Chordata, Actinopteri, Spariformes, Sparidae. The record is from RefSeq and is a predicted model, not a curated record. The coding region runs from base 109 to 801 and encodes 230 amino acids. The transcript is spliced from 7 exons.